AUGGAACCUCUAAAUUCAUCCCAAAAUAACCUAAUUGACAUAUCUGAGAAACCGUCAAGACCAGUUUUACCGCGUAUUAAUACAGGUGAUCGUAUUAAUGCAGAAGAAGAUCGUAUUACUCCUAAAAUCAUUGAACCAUCGAAUGAUAAUUAUGAUGACAAAUAUAAUGAUCCUGUUACAGUAAACCGAAAGCAAAGUCAAGGCAUAAAUUUUCUUACUUCCCAUUUAGAAGAAUUCUUUGUUACCUCACCAACUGAUUCUUCAAUUGAUAUUCCAGUACGUGACUUAAGAUUUGAUGAAGUUGACGUGGUUCUAGUAGCACUCGUUGAUCGUGAUUCAGAGAUGAGAGAAUUAUUUAAAAAGAACAAAGAUUAUUUUGAAAUGGUUAAACAUAGUAUCUUUUCUUCUGAAGAAAAUGGUGAAUGGCAAGAAUUUCUCUCAAUUCUUUACGCCCCACGUGAUCUUAUUCCAGAUUUGCAAUGGAUGAAUAAGAUUUCAGUAAAUGAUGAAAUAACUGAUUUAGUGAAUAUAACAGUUAUAAGAGAUCGACCUAAUAUAUUAGAAAAUAUAUUAAAUUCAUAUCCACAAUUCUUUAUAAACGCGCAACAAGCUUUAAGUCAAGUGAAUAAACGACCAGGAAGUGCUUUAGGUGGAAAUCAUCUAACCGAUAAUAUACCACUUCGAGAUUUUACCGAACUUAAUGGGCAUAAUCAUGAACCUCUUUAUGAAAAUGUUUAUGAACAUAUAUUAACUUGUCCAAGAAGUGAAAUGAGUGAUGAUGAAUGGGAAAUGGCUAUUUACGAGUGUUUGGAUCCCUGGCCCCAACUUGUCGCACAAUUUGAAGAAAUUGUUGCAUAUGAAAGAAAUGAUUAA
Dentiscutata erythropus is the source of this 873-nucleotide messenger RNA. Lineage: Eukaryota; Fungi; Glomeromycota; Glomeromycetes; Diversisporales; Gigasporaceae. The record is from the annotation of a GenBank genome assembly.